ACUUUUUUUUUUCUCAGAAACCCUUAACCCCUUAAAACGCGUUGCAGCCGCGCCCCCAAUUUUCUAGGGUUCUCCCAUCUUUCCUCGUACCCUUCGAAAAUGACCAAGAGAACCAAGAAGGCCGGUAUUGUUGGAAAAUACGGCACCCGAUAUGGUGCUAGUCUGAGGAAGCAAAUUAAGAAGAUGGAAGUGAGUCAACACAGUAAAUUCUUCUGUGAGUUUUGUGGAAAGUAUGCUGUUAAGAGGAAGGCUGUGGGUAUUUGGGGUUGCAAAGAUUGUGGAAAAGUGAAAGCCGGAGGUGCUUACACAUUGAAUACUGCCAGUGCUGUGACUGUCCGAAGCACUAUUCGAAGGCUGAGAGAGCAGACUGAAAGCUGAGAGCAAUUUACAAUAUUCAUUUUGUUUUCAAAUCCUAUGCAUAAAUUUUGUUGCUUAUUUAAAAUUGUCACAUUAUUUUUGGAUAGUUUGAUGAAGAAUAGAACUUUGUAAGGGUUUUGUUAAGUAUUUUAGUAAUAUUACUUCAGAUAUUCGAAUGCUACCAUUACGUUUUUGUAGUCUUGCUUCAUCUGAUGGGGAAUGAGUCAGUUUCUGUUUAUGCU
Gastrolobium bilobum is the source of this 599-nucleotide messenger RNA. Its product is annotated as large ribosomal subunit protein eL43. Gene Ontology annotation, biological process: translation. Gene Ontology annotation, molecular function: structural constituent of ribosome. The transcript has 5 exons. The record is from RefSeq and is a predicted model, not a curated record. Gene Ontology annotation, cellular component: ribosome. Bases 100 to 378 code for a protein of 92 amino acids. NCBI's taxonomy places the organism in Eukaryota, Viridiplantae, Streptophyta, Magnoliopsida, Fabales, Fabaceae.